This is a messenger RNA of Haemorhous mexicanus (house finch), 9906 nucleotides long. RefSeq lists its product as uncharacterized. Bases 680 to 3265 code for a protein of 861 amino acids. The transcript is spliced from 9 exons. Gene Ontology annotation, biological process: mRNA stabilization; male meiosis I; meiotic cell cycle. NCBI's taxonomy places the organism in Eukaryota, Metazoa, Chordata, Aves, Passeriformes, Fringillidae. Gene Ontology annotation, cellular component: nucleus; cytoplasm. The record is from RefSeq and is a predicted model, not a curated record.
UCGGCUUUCUCCCCUCUCCUCCGGGGCCUCCCUGCAGCCCGGCCCCGCCGCCAGGGCAGCGCCCCCGGCGCUCCGGGAGGCUCCGUGGCCCGGCCAGCCCGAGGUGACAUCGCGGGGACGCGGCGGGCUCGGGGCGCGCUGCGCCCGGCGGGGCCGUUCCCCGAGCCCGCCGCUUUCCCGGGGCUUUCCCGCCGCUUUCCGCGUUGUCCCGCGGCCCCAGGAGGGUGGAGGAGACGCUUUGCCAUAGCCUGGCAACAGAGUGCGUGUGGUAACCGCGGGCUGAGCGGGGAUCCGCCGCCCAGGGCACGGCAGCGCCGGGGACGGGCUCGGCUCCGGCCGCUCCUUCCCCGCCGGGCUUGGCUCCGGCCGCUCCUUCCCCGCGAUUUCUGCCGGGGACAGGGAGAGCAGCCGGGGAAUGGCAGGAGAAGUUGGUCCUUAGGAGCCUUGAGUCCUGCCUGCACGCCAUGCUGCUCGCUCCAGAGGAGAGAACCUGGCUGCUGAUGCCAAGGACGUGGUCCAAGAGCCACCCCUGGGCAGUGCCAGCCACAGAGGGGAUGUGUUUGCCUGGCACAGGUGCAUUCCCAGUCUCAUAGAGUUGUGAAGGUGCCCCACCAACACCUACAAUGUGAAACCUGUGGAGAAUUCCUAUUACUGUGCAGUGAAUAGCAGGAGGCAAACCAUGGACACCCAGUUGUUCUCCCCAUUCCUGGGAGCAGUCCCCAGUCCCCCCACACCCCCAGAGCCCUCCCAGCUGUGCAGGGACUGGCUGGGAUGUGCUGAGGAUUUUGGAUCCCAAACAGCCUUCCAGGAGUGCCCAAAAACAAGGACACCAAUAAAUCUUUCUUACUCUGGCAAUGGCCCUGAUGUGUUUGGGUUGGUGUCGAGCAUUUUAGAGGAGCCAAACAAGCCAGAGCCAGUGACAGAUUGGAAUUCUCUGUCAAGAUUGUUCCCCCCUAUGUGGGCACCUGAUCUGGGCAGCAACGGGGAGUUCCCAGGGCUGCCAGCUCAGCACUGGCUCCACACCAAGGAUUUUCCCAACCUGCUGGGCUCCAGCUGCCAUCAGGAACCCCUGCAGGAGCCACCUGAGGUGGAGAUGCUGCACAGAGGUUUGGGGGACCUUCAGCUCCUGGAGUCUUGGCUGUCUCCCCGUGCUCAUCCCGGCAAUGCCCCGAGGAACCCUGACCAUUCCUCCUUGCAGAACAGCACCACAGCUCCCCAGGAAGGGGUUUCCUUCCCAAGUGGGGGCUGGAACCAGCAUUUGUGCACUUAUGACCAGGAGAGGUUCAAUGGAGGUUAUGAAAAAUGUGGGUCCAGUUUUAGCCCUUUUUCUCCUCGGAACAGGAUGAAAGAAAGCUCCAGUGCCCAGAAGGAGUUUUGGAAAAGAGGAAAAGCUCUGAAAAAUUAUGCUCAUGGACAAACUAAAUAUUCCCCUGAUCUUUCCAAUCAGCCUGGUGAUAACUCUUGGGAUAAAAUACCCCAGGACAGCCACCUGUUCUCUAAGAGAUAUGAGAACUUCCCAGCUGCUCACAAACUGCAGUCACCUGUCCAUCCAUCCCUCCAUUUUUUCAAUCCACCCCCUAAGGAAAAUACAUUUUCUGGAGGAACAGGCAGAAAACCCCAGGAAAGCCAUGUGCAAAAUGGCCAUUGUGGCUUUACUUUGGGGGAUGCUUUUAAUAAUAAUAAUAAUAAUGAGUGUAAAGUGAAUAUGGGCCCUAAGGAAAGCUCUCCUCAAGCAGCUGAAUGUGAUUUAUCUGUGAAAAACGCUGUGCAAAAUGGGAGUUACUCCUCAUACCAGGGGUGUGCAUGGCUGGAUGGGAACAGUCUGGCAGUUGCUGCAUCUGAAAUUCCAUAUGGAAAACAAAUGGCAACGAGCCCCCAGUCCUCAUCAGGAGUUUCCACCAUGUCUGGGGGCUCUCCCACCCACCAGCCUUUCACACAGCCCUCCUUCUACUCCCAGCUCCUUCCCGCCCUCCCUCCCAGGAAAGAUGGGAGGUUACAGACAUCAAAUGGAGUUUCCAGUCACUUGGGGGUUCCUCAUUUCAUCUCAGAGAGCCAGAAGCAGAUGAGACCUGUUGGGAGGUCCCAGGAGAAUGCCGGGGUGAGCAAGGACGGACGGCGCCGCAAAUUCCCUGUUCAAUUUCCACCUGACUGCCUCGUGCAGCAGAAGGCUGCAGGUGAAGACCCUGCCGAGAAAUACCACAGGUUCCCAAAGGGGCAGAGCCAGGAAAGUGGCAGUAAAGAUGACAGAAGAGGUAGAAGGAAUUGGAUCCCUCAUUUGGGAUCUACGGCCCCAAACCGCCAGCCCUUCAACGCGUUUCCGAAGAAGCACGAGCAGAGCGGUGGCAGCUUGUCAGAUGUCAUCAAUCCUUCUCUGCUUCCUUCCUUCCCAUUCAUGUCUGAUUUUAAACAAAAUCCCAGCUUCCCUCCAUUUAAUCACCAACUGUUUCCAUCAGCAAACACUUUCAAUUUCCCUCCGCCGCCGUUCCCAUUCUCGGACCUCGUUGAUCUUUUUCACUACGAGGACUUCAACCCCUUGAGUCCCUUCAUGGGUGAGCUGUUCCCUGGGGAAAUCCCUGCCCCCUGCUUUGCCUUCCCAGCCCCAUUUAACAAGUUCAGACCUCCCAGGAGCCGCAGUGGCCCCGCUAACGAGCUCCACGUCCGCCUGGAGGAGUGUUACGAGCAGUGGAGAGCUUUGGAGAAGGAGAGGAAGAAGGCUGAGGCUGACCUUGCAAGGCACUUCCCAGGGCAGCCCAUCCCCAGCCCCAGCCCCGUACCACGGCUCCCUGUGAAUCCAUCCCGCGUGGAUCGCCUGCUCGCCGACCAGGCCCGCCAGCGCGCCCGGGUGCUCGCAUUGAUAGGAAGAAUGGAGAGGCUUUGUGGUGCUCCCCUGCACAGGAACAUCUCCAGGACCUUGGAGCUGCACCUGGAAGCCAUUCAGGUGACCCAGGCACGUCGGAAGGAUGAGAUUGGGAAUGCUGCAAACCCCCAGAGUCAUGGGGGGCCACGCUACAGCAACGAGAAAGAUGUGCUGGCCCUGGCAGCUGCCCUGCGAGCCCUGGCUGGAGCCACGCGCAGGGCUCGCACCGCGCUCUGGUGCGCGCUGCAGCUGACUCUGCCCAAAUCCCCUCCUGCUGGACCUGAAAACCAACAACUUCUCCUGCAAGAGCUUCGUUCUUCAAGCACAAGCAGCCAGGAAAAAAGCAGCCUGGAGCAGGAAAGCAGAGGAAGUGAAAAAUCUGAGGAAGCCAGGAAGAUUUUGGAAUAAUCGGCGAUAAUAAACGGAAAGCCGCGGAUGGGGAGGGAAGGGCUCAGGUCCUGCCCAGCACCACCAGAGUGGAUUUCAUUGGAUGUCAGGAAGGGGUUAAUUAAAAAAAAGGGUUAAUUAAGGUGCCUGGUCAGUGCUGCAGUUGUGGUACUGUGAUUCUGGUGUGGAGAGACACAGCUUGUGGGAGUGUUGAUGCAGGUUAACAUUGCAGGUGUCUGCUGCUGGGAAUUGUAAUGUUCAGAGGAGCUGAACAAGAGCUGAGCUUUCCUCCUGUGCUUACCCAAAGCUCUGAGCCAGCCAGGACCUGAGCAACCAGAGUCUGGUAGAACUUAAUUCUUUUUUUUUUUUUUUUUCCUUAAUGAGACAAUUUAGGGUAUAUAAAGGUACUCAGUAGUCAUUCAGGGUUUCUUUUAUUUUCAUUUUUUGCACCAUGUGUAGUUCUUUCCAGAGCCAAAGUGAUCACUGAGUAGCUUGCACCCCAUCACUGUGCCAGGAGCAAUCCACGCUGCUGCUGUGGUGUUUUUUGGGACAGGGUCUCUCUGUUUGACAGGAAUAAUCAGUGUUCAGUGCUGGUUUUCAGAGAGUUUUGUGCUGCCAGUCCAGUUUCCAGCAAAACCAGUGUGAGCUGAGCUUUUCCAUAGAAUUGUCCACUUUGGUUUUUCCACUAAAAAAGUGGAUUUUUGUAGCUUUGCAGUGUGAACUGCAUGGAAGUGCACAUUAGCAGGUGUUAGCAAACUUGCUCAGGAUUAGAAAUUAGAUUUAUUGGUUCCUCAGUGGGGUUAAAACCAGUAACACUAUAACAUAGUAUGCACUUAUAUAUAAAAAAAUAUUAUUUGUUACUAAUAUGUGUUCUUGGUACUAUAAUUUUUUUCAGACACAUUCCAUAUUUAUUUUAAUGCCUUCAUUGAGUGUUUCUUUUAAAAAUCUAUUUUAGUAAUAUGAAGUUAAAUAUUUUGCCAAAUCUUCAGAAUAAUGAGAUUUAAUGAUUUACUCAGGAACUCUGUAUAUUAUUAUAUAAAUAUACACGUGAUGUAUAGGGGUUUUUUUGGGAAAGGGAUGUUUGCAAAAUAUUUACACAAAGCUAAUUAUGUACUAGGUUACCAAAGCUCUUUCACUGAUUAUUUUUUUGGUGUGGAAGGUUUAAUAUAUUUAAUUGCUGUUCAUUAGUCUCCAUUGUGUGGCUUAGACAAUCAGAGUGUGGUUGUUCAGGGUGAAAACUAGUAACGAAUAAUUCAUUCAAGCACUGAUCUUAGGGCAUUUAGGAAUAUUUUAAUGCUUUAACAACUGUCUCACUGUUCCACAAUCUCCUAACAUGCACUAAUAAUCAAGGUUCUUGAGUGUCAGGAGAUUAAUGAACAGAUUUGGAGAGCAGUUCUUGAGUUAAAAGUGAAUUAAGUUGGGGAUAUAAGCAACAUUUGAAGGACAAAAAUGAAGAUUUUUAUGUCAUGUGGUGUUCGGUGUCAAAUUUGACAUUUUUGUGGGUAAUUAUAGAGCUGUUCACGUAUAUAUUUGUACUUGCAAAAUUGUUCCAAAUGCAGUUGUGUGGUUCUGGAUCUGUGGAUGUUUCUAGAGCAGAUUUUGUCUCAGUUGUGCCAUCCUUAACUCUAUUGAGGCGUGGAAAUUUGUAGCUAAAAUUCACCCAGGCCUCACUGUAAUCCACUGGGUGAAGUUUAAAAGCAAAAGUAGAUAGAAAUCAGAUAAUUAGUGUAGCAAAAUUAUGGUUUUUCCCCCAAAAAAAGUGAAUUCCACUUAAAAGAUUUUUUCAAGCCUCAGCCUAAAACACAGGUACCAGAGUUAUUUUAGUGUUUUCUCUCUGUGUACAUGGGAUUUAUUUGCACAAACUAAUUUAAGAAGGUUCAAGCUGCAUUUGUGAAGCUGAUUGUACUCCACAGCUUAAAAGUGGAGUUUGCAGGAUUUCAGUUCCUGGGUGAUUUGGGGGUUUAAUUACCCAAAUUAAAAUUAAUUUGCCAUUGCUGUGCUGACAGGAAAUCAGAAUUUCAGAGUCUGGGUCUUGGAGUUUUUUCUGUUUACACAGCCAGGGUUGUUUUGUCGUGGUGAAUGUUUAGGGUAUAAUUGGUUCUUAUUGUACUACUCACGUGUUAAUUAAUGAUCUUAAUUAACUCAUAGUUAAUGUGCCUUUAACAAUCUCAUUUUUCCACAGUGUUAAAAAGCUGUGUGGUCACUUCUGGUUCCAAUUUCUGUUUAAAAAAUGCGUUUUUAAAGGGUUACACGUGACUGCAAUUAGCUCGUGUCGUUAAUUAUGUUAAUUGCACUCAGGAGCUGCUCCAAGCUGGGUUCCUGAGGGAGCUCUGGGCUCUGGAAUGUCCCCCUGGAUCAUGUGCUGGGUCAGGUGCUCCUGCUCAUGCCCUAUAAAUGCUCCUCUUUCACUUGGCCUCACUUUUCUUCACAAAAACUCCAGCUCUUCAAACAAAAAUAAGGUUUUAUUUACAAAAAUAAGGUUUUAUUUACAAAAAUAAAUAAGUUUUACUAAUUUUUUUAGUGCUCUUUUCUUUAAAGGACUUGGCCAUGGACAGCAUCAGACCUAGAAGGAGUUUGUGUCUUCAGUUCCUAAUUUCAGAAUACUCCACUUCUGUUGUUUUAUUCCAAAACCUUUUGCAUUUUAAGGGAAAAAAAACCACUUUAUUUUGUAAAAUAACACCUGGAGUUGUAGUGGCUCUGUCAGUCAGAACACAAUUUUUGCUGCCUCGUGUUUAAUUUGGCAGCAAGGUACAAAUCCUGCAAGUCUUGCACUGAGUUGUUGGUGUGAAUAAGCACAAGUAGAAUGCUUGUGGGUUUAGGGGGAGUAAUUGUAUUCACAUUUUAUUGGCUUCAGGGGAAGCAGAAUUGAGGAUUUGGAUCACAUUUAGGCCAAAGAGGUGGUUUUGGCUUGGAGUUAGUUUUGAUUUUUAGAGAGAAGAAAAAAAAAAUGCCCCUUUCCCUCCUCAUUUUGAGAAGCUAUCAGGUAAAAUUCAGUUUAUUCCCCUUUUUUCUACCUCCACCCUUGCAAUCAGCUUUCAUGAGAUUUGAUUAUUUGGGGUUUUUUGCCUGUUUUGAAAUACUUUUAAAAUUUUGGGGGUGAGCUGAAGCAGGUGGCAGAGCUGUAGCCAGUCCUGGUGGCAGGGACACUGGACUGCUCCUCUUGAAAUAAAAACACUCAGUUGUCCCUUUUUGAGUCAGGAUUAUUACCAGGGUGCUUUUUGAUAGCUGCUAAUGAAUCUGUAAUGCUUUAAAAUCCCAAAUUGCUUGUCCAGUACAGCACAGAAUUCAGAAUUACAAUUAUUUCUGUAUUCUCUGUAAAUAACUGAAGGGGUUUGGUGAUUCACCAUUAUUAAUUCUCAGAAGGGAGGUCAGCAGCAGGGAACAACUCUUAAUUAUUUCUUUUUUACUUUAUUUUUUAACUCUUUAUUAUUUUUUUUCUGGUUAUAGGUUCUGUACCUCUGUUUUUCUGUCCCCACAGGGUCCCUCUGGCAGUGAAGUUGCUGUGAUGCUAUUUAUAUAAACUAAAACUCAGAAAUUGGGAAUUAUUUGUUAUUUCCAUUAGAGCAGCAUGCAGGGAGGUUAUUUGAGUUCAUGCUGCUUGUCCUGCUGUGGCCUUUUCAGGAGUGGGUGACUUUAAUUCCCAAACUGCUGCUAUUGCAUUUUUAUCCUUUUUAAACUGAAUAUUUUUCUUUGCUGCUGGAAUUUACCACCAGCACCAACAUUUUUGUCUGUCCCUGGGUAUGUGAAAUUUGAGAGUGGUUUGCCUUAGUCAGAACUGCUGCUCUAGUUCAUGCAAAGUCUCUUAUGGUUAUUUCUUUUGAAGGAAAUCCAUGUUUGAAGGUGGGGAUUUGGUGAGUGAGAGGUUUGGUGAGGGAUUUCUUUUUGCUGAGAGGAGUCCAGGUUUUUGCACUUUUCCAGAGCCCAACUUCCUGGCAUUGUCUUUGACCUACAGCCCUUUUUUUGGGGAUAAAAAGGAGGAAAAGGGAGCUUCAAGAAGGAAGGAGCUCAAAUUCUACUGGAGAAUUCUCUUCUUUUCCCUUCCAUGGUCAGGGAGGGCUUGAGGGACCAGGAAUCUUGGCUUGAAUCAAGAUUCUUUUCCCCUCUGGAUGCUGGCAAGGUGCAGAUUUUGGGCAGAGUUGGUUUCUUCCUGCCCUGCCCUGGUGGCCAACCUUCCUGCCAGGUGUGUUUUUAUUAAAUUGAGGGGCCAGGACAGGGCUUGGGGACAGCUGGCCCAGCCCAGGGCUCGAGGUUGUCCCUCUGGGAUCAGGAUCAGCUCCUCUCCUGGCUGCUGGCAGGAUUUAAUUGAUUUAUUAUUCCCUGUGCAGUUUAUCCAUUUAUUUUCUAGACCUGGGAGGUGACAAAGAGCGAGGAGAAGUGAGCACAGGAUGGGUUUGGUUGUGGCUCAUGUCUGUUCUUCCCCCAGGGGCAGAAUCCACCUUGGCUCUGUGGGAUCUUUACUGAGUCACCAUUAAGUCUUAGCUCUGAUUCUGCAGGAAGUUGGAUUUUGGUUUUCUUGAAAUACUGUAAAAAUUAUGCAACAAACAGACCUUAAGCCUGUAUGUUUAUUUUUAAAAAAUUCUAUUUUUGCCUGCUCUGGAAGCUGGGUAUUGGAAUUUUCUUCUUUUUUUUUGUCCCAUUCUUUGUUUGUGAGCUGCAUUUUUCACAAAUGCUGCGAGGUGGCACAGCCCAAAGCAGUGGGGUUUGGGGGUUUUAUUCUUUGUAUCUGCAUUUCUGUGGCAGAGUAUGUGCUCUUAGCUGCAAAACUCAAUGUUGAAAUCUUUAUGGCCACAGUCUGCUACAGAUUUAUUCAUUUAUUUUUCCUAAUGGAGUCGUUGAAGUGGAAAAACUUUGAAUUAUUGAUUAUUUAGUGUUUGUAGAUUGAACAGGAGCAGGGGGCACUUCCCAUCAGUCAAUAUGAGGGCAGUUGACUGUGGAAUAUAUAUUUGAAUUAUUAUUUUUGAAUGAUUGGGCUGCUGAAGAGCUGAGUGUGGCCCUGCUUCCAUUGAAGCCCCAGCUUUUAAGAGAUUUCUGUCUUGAUUUGGGUUUGUUGCUUUGCCUUGACUUCAGGAGCUCAUUAAACACAAGCUCAGUGGCUCACCUUGAACUUCUGUCAAGAAACUCUGGAGGGAUGAGCUCCCAGCCUCUUUUAGAAGGAUUCUUGGAAUUAGCCUGGAUAAUUUUGCUUUCUCUCAAAGCUGAGGAAUGUACCUGCUGCAGGAAUUGGGGGUUUUCUGGGAAUUUUUGCACUUUGUUUUCUCCUGUUCUGCUUUGAGGGAAAUAGAGCCUUAACCAUGCUGAGACCUUGAUUUAUUAUUUCCUGUGCAGUUUAUCCAUGGCAGUCACCAGCACUUUUUGGGUUUUGGGGUUUUUUUUUUUUUUGGUUUGUAGCACUUGAGAUGUCUGAUUUUUUUUUUUAAUCAAUUAUUUUUUUGGUAGAGAACUGCUUUGUAAUUUUCUAAAAUAAAAUUAUAACUUUGCCAAGCAAAUUUAUCAGUGCUAUAGAAUGGAAGGUCCUUACUUUACUUCAUUAGCAAUACUGUAAUCAAAGGUGCAAAAUAAUUGUUUAAUGUACUUGUCUGUGCUGUUAGAGAUGGAAAAUAAUUGGGUUAGGAGCAACUUCUAAACAAAUUGAGGAACUAGAGUCAUAAAUCCUCUUUGCUUGUUGCCAAAUGAGCUUUAAAAAGGAAAAUAUUUGCUUAUAGUGUAUCUUAAAAAAGCACUGGUUAGAGAGAGAAUAAAUCAGAGUAAAAAUCAUUGCCAGACAAAGAUUGCUUUGUUUUUUACUGACUAAAACAAAAUUUCUUUAUGCACAAUAGUUACUUAAUGAGCAUAGUUUUUUCAGAGAAUUAGGCUGUUUCCAAUAUAUGGAUGGGAAAAAUAAGUUUCCUUUUAUUUUUUAUGACAGAUAUACAAAGAUGAACAGUGUCUAUAUUUUAAUAUUACUGUUUGGUGUCUGAAGUGUGUCACUCGCCUGUGUGUUGGUCAAACUCAUUUCCUUAAAAUGCCCCAUUUUACACUGCUAGUGAAAUAUUACUGAAGGAGAUUUUGGUUGGGCCCGACAGAAAUAUGUGAAAUUAUAACUUAGCUGAAAAAACUUGUUAAUUAUGCAAGAUUUUCAUCAUUAAUCAAUUUAGGCUUAUUUGAGUGUUUCUGUAAAACAACUGUGGAUGUUUGAACACUGCAAAAAUCUUACUUCUACCUCUUGUGUAACAUCCUUAAAACUCCCCUUCACAGAUGUGCUCUGAUGCCACAGGGUGUUGUGCACCUUAACUUGAGAAUUUCAUCUGCUUUUCCUUUUAUUUUAUUUAUUUUGGUUUUUUUUAUUGUGGAACACCAGGAUGCCUUGCUAUGUCCACCUGUGCUGAACUGAUGGGGUUUGUGUCACAUGUGUGAGUCUUCAGAAACAGGAGAAUUCUGUAAUAAGUCAUGGCCAGUGUAAUUUUCUGGUAUUUUCUAUGUAUGUGGUUGGAUUCCUUUUAUUUAAACAAUCACCUGUAUUGUGUGGAUGUCCCUAAUAAAUGGUGACAGCUUGUUUAGAUCUACUCACACUGGUUCUCCUGCUGAAUUUCAGUUUGGUAAUUCUGCCUUGAAUUGACCUGUUCUGUGUUCAUGACAGAAAUUAAAACCUUUUGUGUUUUUUGUCACUGGUUUUAUUGCCUUAA